Messenger RNA from Colletotrichum phormii, 1240 nucleotides. RefSeq lists its product as uncharacterized. The coding region runs from base 492 to 1211 and encodes 239 amino acids. NCBI's taxonomy places the organism in Eukaryota, Fungi, Ascomycota, Sordariomycetes, Glomerellales, Glomerellaceae. The record is from RefSeq and is a predicted model, not a curated record. The transcript has 2 exons. Gene Ontology annotation, molecular function: ornithine decarboxylase inhibitor activity.
CUUUAUUUUUAUUUUCUUGCGGAAAGAUAUGGGCUUUCCGCUGGGUUUUUAUUCACCACUCUGCCCGCCUUGAACACCAUCUCUCCCAUUCCCCUCUUCCUGUCUUCCCCAUCGCAACGCUUCACCGCCGAUAUCCAGUUCGCCUAACCCGCAACAACCGCCGUUCAAAAAACAAGGACAAAACAUCAACGCAAAUCCUCCAUCCACGCUACUACAUCAAUCGAUCGACACAAAUCGAACAGCCUCAUCAGCUAGAAUCAAGAAAACCCACACCACCUUUUCGAAAAGAACACUACCAUCGUCGCUACUUGACUCUCGCCUCACUUUUCAACCACCAAUCACCAAUUCAUCGACGAACCGGUUCCGAUAUCCCGAGAACCGACCUCCCAACCCAAUUCAACCACAACACCAAAUCUUUAGCUACCAACCCCCCCGAAAGUCAAUCGCAAUGGCGCCCAUGAAUCAGGUCAACAAUUACAGUAGUAGUAAUUAUGGUGAGGCCGUUGUCCGUCAGGCCAAUGUCCUCGCCAGCUGCUACAUCGUCGAUUCCGCCGCGACUCUUCGCGGUGUCCACUACUGCACUACCGGCGCCGCAGGGGCCGAGUGGUAUUCCUGAGGUCCCCUCCUCAGGACUACCAUCGCCUCCUUCAAGCCCCCCCCUCGCGGCCAUAACGGCAUCCAACGAGCUCGCUCUGCUUCCCAAGGCCAGCAGCAGCAGCUCCAAGAGGCGCGAUACCGUGCCCGGCAAGAGGAUUAGCCGCAGAGGGGGGGCAGCACUUUCGAUCAGGGAAGAAUGUGAAAGGUUCUUUUGUGAGUCCAUGAGGGCUGUGUUCCGCGGUGAGACGGACACUGGCUCGCGUGGCUCCGGCCUGCAUCAAGGUGCUUAUUACUACAACAACGGCAGCAGCAACGCCAACAAUAUGCUGCCAACUCCGCCGCCUGACGAGGACUUGGCCGUUCAACCACACGUCCCGUUCGGGGGACGCGGCGGGGACGGUGCGGUGGGCUUCACGGCCCCUGCCGCACCGGCCCCGGCCACCGCGUGGUUGGAGGUUUGGGACUUUGCCGGCGGCGCGAGUUUCAGGGCCUUUGUGGCGGACGACGGGGUUGAAAAGUCCCUGUUCGCCCUAUUUGACAGGAAUGUCAUUGGACGUGACCUGAAGCCUGCGUAUGUUUCACACACCCUCUUUGUCUCAGACUCCGUCCCCUGAUGGAACCCUGGCUAACAUUCUUUAUAGGC